Molecule: messenger RNA, 2979 nt
Organism: Lolium rigidum
Lineage: Eukaryota; Viridiplantae; Streptophyta; Magnoliopsida; Poales; Poaceae
Product: zinc finger protein ENHYDROUS-like
Exons: 4
Coding region: 66-2693 (875 amino acids)
Cellular component (GO): nucleus
Molecular function (GO): DNA-binding transcription factor activity
Source: RefSeq, a predicted model, not a curated record
AGAGGGGACGGCUGGAGGGCGGCGGGCCGAGCGGAGCCGCGGCCGUGGCGCCAGAUCGAGCGGGGAUGCCGCCCAAUCCGACGGACCCGGAGCAGCCGGACGCCGCCGCGGCGCCGGCGCCGCCCAAGAAGAAGAGGAACCUGCCCGGCACGCCAGAUCCGGACGCGGAGGUGAUCGCGCUGUCGCCGGGGACGCUCAUGGCCACCAACCGCUUCGUGUGCGAGGUCUGCGGCAAGGGCUUCCAGCGGGACCAGAACCUGCAGCUGCACCGCCGGGGCCACAACCUGCCCUGGCGCCUGCGCCAGCGCGGGCCCGGCGCCGCGCCGCCGCGCCGCAGGGUCUACGUCUGCCCGGAGCCCGGGUGCGUGCACCACGCCCCGGCCCGCGCGCUCGGGGACCUCACGGGCAUCAAGAAGCACUUCUGCCGCAAGCACGGCGAGAAGCGAUGGGCCUGCCCGCGCUGCGGGAAGCGCUACGCCGUGCAGGCAGACCUCAAGGCGCACGCCAAGACCUGCGGCACCCGCGAGUACCGCUGCGACUGCGGAACGCUCUUCACCAGGCGAGACAGCUUCGUCACGCAUCGAGCCUUCUGUGGCGCUCUCGUGGAGGAGACUGGCAGAGUGCUCGCCGUUCCGGCGCCGCCUUCUCCCCAGCCGCCUGGUUUGGGGGAUGUUGAGGAAAACAUGGACAAUGAGAAGGCAGAUGAGAAUGUGGAGAAGGUAGAUGAGGAGGAGAAAGGCGAUGAAAAUGAGAAUUCUGCUGUGGCAGUGGUGGAUGAGCCUCAGCGUGUCGAGGCAGUGUCUGAGGCGCCGCAGCGCAUUCCUUCGCCGCCGCAGCACUUUCCGUCGCCGCGGCGCAUUCCGUCGCCCCCGCAGCAGCGCAUUCAUUCGCCGCCGCCGCAGCAGCGCAUUCCGUCGCCCCCACAGCAGCGCAUUCCUUCGCCGCCGCCGCAGCAGCGCAUUCCGUCGCCGCCAUCUCCGGUACCACAGGAGCAGCAGCAGCAGCAGCCAAUGGUGGCAGUGGUGCCAAAUUUGGAGGAGCCAAAGGUGGCUGCGGAGCCAAUUGUGGUCGUUAAGCAGGAGGAGGAAGACAAGCAGGAUGAAGAUGUUUGCUUCCAGGAAGCCGAUAGAUACGACAACGCUGAAUUGGAAGGAUCCAGCCUGCCGGAUAACGAUACACCGAUGCUUCCUUGUUUCCUACCGUCGCCCUCGGAUGCCAUUGGUACAGAUGGCAGCAGCACCAGCUGUGGCACAGUCAGCAGCGCUUCGAAUUCCAUCGCGCCAGCUACGACGACUAGCACGUUUGCUGGGCUGUUUGCAUCCGCCACAGCAAGCACCACUCCCCAGAGCAGAUCGCUGCGCGAUCUUAUCGGUGUUGAUCCUACCUUCCUUUGCCUCGCGAUUGGUACGCCCUCCAACCUCUUCCCGCAGACAAACGCGAGCAACCCCGGCAGCUUUGCUCCACCUCCAGCACCACACAUGUCUGCGACGGCACUCCUGCAGAAGGCUGCUGAGGCUGGAGCCUCGCAAGCAGGAACGUCUUUCUUGAAGGAGUUUGGGCUUGCAAGUUCCUCCUCUUCAACCCCAUCCAGGCCACCGCAAGGAAGGUCUAUCGAUAGCUCACCACAAUCCCAGCAGCCUCAAGGAAGGUUUAUCGACAGCUCAAGACAAUCCCAGCAGCCUCAAGGAAGCUUUAUCGACAGCUCAAGACAACCCCAGCUAGCUCAAGGAAGGUUUAUCGACAGCUCAAGACAGUCUCAGCUACCUCAAGAGAGGUUCAUAAACAACUCGAUGCCAUCCAAGCUAUCUCAAGGGAGAUUCAUGGAUACUUCAUUACCAUCCCAGCACCUAGCUCAAGGCAGAUUCAUGGACACCACACAACCAUCCCAGCAGCAACCUCAAGGGAGAUUUAUGGAUACCACACCACCAUCCCAGCAGCAACCUCAAGGGAGAUUCAUGGAUACCACACAACCAUCCCAGCAGCAACCUCAAGGGAGAUUCAUGGAUACAGGACUACCAUGCCAGCAGCUACCUCAAGGAAGGUUCUUCAGUAACUCGCCACCAUCAAAUCUAUCUCAAGGAAGGUUCUUCGAUAACCUGCCACCAUCCAGUCUACCGCAGGGAAGGUUCUUCGUUAGCUCGCCACCAUCCAAUGUACCUCAGGGAAGAUUCACCGAUUACUCGCCACCAUCCAAGCUACCACCAGCAAGAUAUAUCGAUAGCUCGCCGCUGCCCAAGCUACCACAGGGAAGGUACAUCAAUAGCUCGCCACCAUCGAGGGUACCACAGGGAAGGUACAUGGAUAGCUCACCACCAUCGAGGGUACCGCAGGGAAGGUUGGUCGACAGCAUUCCGCAGCAGUGGCACCAACAGAGUAAUCAACAGCUAAUGGAUAUGGAGCCUGGGCCGAUGGUAUCUGGCAGCCUUGGCCUUGGCCUUGCGUACCAAGGUGCAAAUGCAGGGUUGCCAGAUUCGAUGAUGGGGCAAUCACAAUCACCACUGUUCGGUCCCAAGCCUGCUGCCACUCUGGACUUCCUUGGGCUUGGCAUCGGAGGGACAAUGGGCGGCUCCACACCCAACGGUGGUGGCCUCCCGGCAUUGAUGCUUGGAGGGGAGCUGGACAUGGGGUCUGCACAGGCGCACCCUCCAUGGGAAGAGGCACAGAGGAAGAUCAAUGGCCGCACAAUCCUGUGAGGUUUCCGUUUUUUUGUAACCUUACUUAGGGGCUUUUGUGCUUUGGCUCAUCCAAUUCUUUCAGCUGCUGUGGUUGGUUGGUAGUAGGGAAGCUAGAACUGUGUAAGCUGGUGCAGAACCUGUAUAUAGAUCCAUCCACCCCUCUCAUCUCCUGUCUAAAUUAAAAGCUACCAUAGAGAGAAUUUGAUCCCUGCAAGAUGGAAACCCCUUUGUGACAUGUUCCUGUACAAAUGCAACAGGGGUAAGUAGUUGCCUUUAUAUUUUGUGAGAUGAGUAGGUGCCUUUA